UUUUUGGUGUUACUAGGGGUAUGAUGAUGAUUAUGAUGAUGACAGCAUUUAUUCAAAUUGUUGAUUACUUUUUCUCUUGUUUUCGUGAUUCUGCAUGUCUUUGUAGUCGAAAAUUUUCUCUAUCAUAAUUGUUUCCUUUAUUAAUGUUAUAUCUCUUAGUAUAUUAUAUUCGUAUCAAACUGAGAUUGACAUGUUGACCAUUUUAGUAUUGCUGUCUUUAUAUAGUGAAUAUGCAAUCAUUUUCUAGUGGAUCAGUAACUAAUUUUGGCAUUUCAACAUCUGCAGUUUUGUUAGACACUCCCAAUUAGUUUGAUACUUUGAGCUAUUUGGUUGUUGGAGUUUGGCAAGUCAGAUUGAUCUUUGUCAGAAAGAUGAGCUGCAGCAUCAGUGCUGACAGCAAAGAACAAUCUGCUGAUUCAGCUUUGUUUGAUGAACGUGGUAGUUAUGGAGGGAGUUCAAAUGGAGGAGUUGUUCUGAAGAAAGGGCCAUGGACCUCCGCAGAAGAUGCAAUUUUGGUGGACUAUGUGAAGAAGCACGGAGAAGGUAACUGGAAUGCAGUCCAGAAACAUUCAGGGCUUUCUCGGUGUGGUAAAAGCUGCCGUCUGCGAUGGGCUAACCAUCUUAGGCCAAAUUUGAAGAAAGGUGCAUUUACUUCAGAGGAAGAACGAUUAAUCAUUGAACUCCAUGCCAAGAUAGGUAACAAAUGGGCUCGAAUGGCUGCAAAUCUGCCUGGACGUACAGAUAAUGAAAUAAAAAACUACUGGAAUACCCGGAUCAAAAGACGUCAACGUGUUGGCUUACCAUUAUAUCCUCCUGAGUUAUGCAUGCAAGCAAUGCAGGAGAAUGAACAAAAUCUAAAUGCAUCUGGAAUACCCGGUGGAGAUACAGAAUGUCAUAAUCUCUUGCAAAGUAAUGGUUAUCAGAUACCUGAUGUGACGUUUGAUAGUUUAAACACCAAUCAGGGAGUCUUACCAUAUGUACCAGAAUUUCCAGAUAGUUCUGCCAGUAGCUUGUUGAUGAAAGGUUUAAAUUCUCAGUUUCAUAGCUUUAUUCCUCAUAUCCCAAGACGCCAGAAGCGAACCCGGGAACCAGAUGAGUGUGUAUCAUGGUAUAGCAACAGUACUUCAGAUGAUAUUCCCUCACUUGAUAGGGUUCAAAAUGAUGGUUAUCAGAAUAAAAUGUCUCAACUAGCAGUUCCAUGUUUUCCAUACGACCCUGAUCCAGUCACCAAGAAGCUAUUAUCUUUUGGUGUAAAUCACAGCCAUUCUAUUUUAAAUGGCAAUUUUUCUGCUUCUAAGCCCACAGCAGGUGCUGUGAAGUUAGAGCUCCCUUCACUCCAACGUCAAGAAACCAGUUUAGAUCGGUGGAAAUCACCUCCUCUGCCCCCUGUACAUGAAUUAGUGGAUUCUUUCAUCCAGUCUCCCCAAUCUGUGCCACUGCCAUCAGAUUGUCCUUCACCUCGGAGCAGUGGACUGCUGGAAGCUUUGGUUUAUGAGGCUAAUUCGUUGGGCAAUUCAAGGAAUCAGUCUUCUGAAAAGAGUAAAAGUUCCUCUAUGACUUCUCAUAAUAAUGUAACUGACAGUUCUGCUUUUAAAACAUCCUCCACCGAGUUCAGAGACUAUCAUGACGCUAAGUCCCCACUGGGUAAUUCAAUAGGUUCAAUUUUAAGCGAGUGCACUCCUAGGUGUGACAAUGGAAGUUCAUUGGAUGAAAAUAUACCUGGGAUUGAACAGAGUUGGACCCUAGAUGGAGAGAAAAGAGAAUAUCUGAAUCAAUUGCAAAAUUCCAGGCCUGAUGCUGUAAUUGGUUCAUGUUGGCUUGAGCAGAGUACUUUCUGCUUAAAGGAACAUGGCACUGUGAUGGAUGACAUAACAGCUCUUCUUGGAGAUGAUUUAGACACUGAAGUAAAGGACACUAUCCCUGGAACUUCUGCUUUAAGUUCUGAAUGGUGCCUUACCUGGAAUAAUAUGCCCGCUGUCUCCCAAAUAUCUGAACUUCCAUGAAUCACGCUUUUUACAAUUGAUUUCUGAUCAUCAUUCAGUAUGCGAAUCUCAGAUUUUUCCUCGAAGAUCAUUUCGAGUAAACAAAUUCGGACAUUUACAUAGACGAUGCAGGUUCAUCUUAAUGACUGUUUCUAUAAUUAAUGUAAACUUGGGAGGUUCAUUAAGGUUUCUGCUUUCCAGAUUGAUCAUAUGCCUUUUAUCUCAACAUGGGGGUACCUGAAUUGAUGCCAACAUUCUGAAGAUUUGGUAGAUUACCCUCGUUGUUCAAGAAUUCUUGUUUGAGUAGUUCAGUAUUACAAAUGAUGUACUCAUCUAGCACAACAUUUCAGUUAUCAGAUGGGAUUUGUUUUUCUUUUGAGGUCCUAUUCAAGGAAAACAUUAAUUUGUGAGAAGUCGAAUCCUCUUAUUUGCUGCAAUAAUACGUUCUUUUUCUUAUAAUAAUGAAAGGGCAACAGUUUAGCUGACCCCCCUUUUUCUUCUCUAAA
Molecule: messenger RNA, 2488 nt
Organism: Olea europaea var. sylvestris
Lineage: Eukaryota; Viridiplantae; Streptophyta; Magnoliopsida; Lamiales; Oleaceae
Product: transcription factor GAMYB
Exons: 3
Coding region: 372-2003 (543 amino acids)
Source: RefSeq, a predicted model, not a curated record